Molecule: messenger RNA, 1188 nt
Organism: Acomys russatus (golden spiny mouse)
Lineage: Eukaryota; Metazoa; Chordata; Mammalia; Rodentia; Muridae
Cellular component (GO): Golgi apparatus
Source: RefSeq, a predicted model, not a curated record
AUGUGGACAGCCCUGGUACUGUUUUGGAUUUCCUCCGUCUCCUUAUCUCAAAGCCAUAAGGUGUCUGAUGAGCCACUCACUACCAGGAUGUGGCUUAAAGCAGUAAAACAAAGCAUGCCCAGGGACACAGUUCCAAGCACUGAUACUGUAUCUACAGAACGAACAGAAGUGCCACCUGCUCCUGUCACACUGGCCACAGGAGCCCAGACAGCCAGCCUGAACUCUACCAAAGUGACAGCAGUGGUGACAACACAUUUGACAAACAUGAGCACUCCAAUAACCAGAGAGGGUACGACAGAUAGCACAACCACCAGAACUCUUGUGCCACCUACGUCAUCAGGCCCCUCAUCUGCGAGGCAGACUCAGCCCAACACCACUGCUGGGCUUCUGUUUCUCAGCACACCACGUGCAGAAGUGCCAAGUACAAAUGCCAGCACAUCACCAAGAACAGCCACAGUGACAACCAUGGUCCCACAUACCAGGACAGUUGCUGCAGGCACCAUAAACACAAGUGGACCUCCCACAAGGACGCUGAGUCCUGCCAAAAGUACACCCACUAACACAUUUACCAUUAGCCCUAUACUCACCUCAGGUGUCCAAUCUCAAGGUACCACCAUCCAGGUGGCACCAGAACAGCCAGUGCAUAGCACAAUGGGUAGAUCACCACCUAGUCCCUCAGACACCACCCUAGAGACCACCACCACCACCCGUUCUGUGGCUUCAGUAUCUCCUACAGUAGUGACCACCACCCAGGUACAAACCAGGAAGCCUCCUACCAGCCCCAGCCCUGAACUGGAAGCCACAUCCCUCACAACACAGCCAAGCCCUGAAUUACCUACUCAGCAGACAGGUAGGCCAGGUGGGCCAGGCACACCUCUGACAAUAGAGCAGGUGGAGACCAAAGCUGCAGUCAGUACUGCCUCCACUGGGCCAAAACCCAGCUCAGGGGACCUUAAGGUGACAACCACAGAUGCGUGCCUGUUCAGCAGCCAAGGCCACACCACUGAGCCCCUAACCCCAUCCUUAGUGAACAAAAUGUUACCUCUGAUGGUGCUUGUUCUUUGGAUGACCCUCUUCAUCGCAGUCCUGGUGAUGUUUGCCCUGCAAGCCUAUGAGAGCUACAAGAAGAAGAACUACACACAAGUAGACUACCUGAUCAACGGCAUGUGCGCCGACUCGGAGGUGUGA